AUGGAAAAGACUCUGGCAAUCAUCACCACUUUCGCUACCAUGACCAAGAGAACUCAGCGCAGACUGUUCUCUGAUGAGCGUUUGGAUUUCACUCGUGCAGUGUUUCUUUUUACUUGCAGUCUGUCAUACCGAUCGGCUAAUCCUGACCCCUCGAAAAGCUGUUGGAAUAUUUUAGGAUUUGCUAUACGCAUGGGGCAAAGUAUAGGUCUCCAUGUUGAAUCGGCCCCUAACUCAGCAGAGCGUGCACAUUGGCGACGCACUUGGUAUGCAAUGUACGUCUUGGAUCGACUACUUGCUCUCCAGUUGGGGCGACCAAUGGCUAUCCAUGAGUUUGACUUUCAGGUGGAGUUGCCUGGCGCAAGUGACCAAACCCCAUUUGUACCUUCUGGCGGGCCCGAGGUCCCUGGUCCUGUCGCUCAGGAUCAUAUGAUGGAUUACUUCAUUGAAGUAAUUCGAUUCUCACAUAUCGUUGGACAGGUUAUCAGGCUCUUGUAUCGCCCAUCGCAGAUUGACUUAUCGCCAGAUAAAAUACUUCACAGCGCAUCUAAUCUAGAUCAACGCUUACUUGAAUGGAAAACAAGUCUACCACGGCAUUUACGAUUCGAUUUAGGGCAUACUUUCGAGAAUUCCAUGUCAUUCAGACGUCAGCGUAACAUGCUUGCAGUGAAGUUCCACCAUCUUCGGGCGCUGAUCCACAGGCCCUUCUUGUGCUUACCACUCCUACAAAUGAAUAACCAGUCAUUCAUGAACUUGCUUAUUCAGGACAAGGGGCUUAUCUCCCAAGCGGAGUCUAUAUGUGUCCACGAAGCUCAACAAACAGCUCACCUGCUUCACAAUGUAGUAGACGAACGCAGCUUAGUUCACGAUUUCCCAUGGUGGCAGAUGAUAUCAUGCCUCAUCUGCGCUAGCUCCAUUUUAUUUGUGGCAGAAAGCUUCUACGGCAGCAAUAACUGUUCAGAAAGCGGCAAAUCGUCCUCACAGAGUCUACGGGAAGAUGCUGCAACAUGUUUAAAGGUUUUCGAGGCUCUUAGUGUGAACUCUGCCGCGGCUAAAAAAGCAGCAGAUAUAUUACAAGGCCUUUCUCGGAUGCGUCGAUCAUCGGAAGAAUGUAUGGCUACUGAGAGGUCACGUUUGAUGGAAUUUUACUAA
Messenger RNA from Penicillium angulare, 1149 nucleotides. RefSeq names its product fungal specific transcription factor domain-containing protein. The coding region runs from base 1 to 1149 and encodes 382 amino acids. NCBI's taxonomy places the organism in Eukaryota, Fungi, Ascomycota, Eurotiomycetes, Eurotiales, Aspergillaceae. Gene Ontology annotation, cellular component: nucleus. The record is from RefSeq and is a predicted model, not a curated record. Gene Ontology annotation, molecular function: DNA-binding transcription factor activity, RNA polymerase II-specific; zinc ion binding; RNA polymerase II cis-regulatory region sequence-specific DNA binding. The transcript is spliced from 4 exons. Gene Ontology annotation, biological process: DNA-templated transcription; positive regulation of transcription from RNA polymerase II promoter by galactose.